AAAAUUUCUGACUACAUGGACAGAGCAGAAGACAUAAAGAAGUUUUUGGAGCAAGAAAAAGAAGAUGGAAAAUACCACAAGCAAAUUAAAAUAGAAGAGAAUGCAACAGGCUUUAGUUAUGAGUCACUUUUUCAACAAUACCUUAAUGCAGCUGUGACUGAAAUAUGGAUAGAAGAUCCUUAUAUUAGACAUACUCACCAGCUAAACUUUAUAUACAACUUUCUUCGAUUCUGUGAGAUGCUUGUUAAGCAACCAUGUAAAGUGAAAACUAUUCAUCUUCUUACUUCUAUGGAUGAAGGCAGUGGGAAGGGUCAGCAGACCAGUGGCCUGGAAGAAAUAAAAGAGUCACUUAGUCAGCAUGGAAUAGAGCUGGAAAUAGAAUUCUCUUCUUCAAUACAUGACCGAGAAAUUAGGUUCAACAAUGGAUGGAUGAUUACGAUUGGAAGGGGACUUGAUUAUUUUAAGAAACCACAGGGGCGUUUUACACUCGGGUAUUGUGAUUUUGACCUGAGACUGUGUCAUGAAACCACAGUGGACAUUUUUCAUACUAGGCACACAAAGAAAAUAUGA
This is a messenger RNA of Vombatus ursinus (common wombat), 570 nucleotides long. RefSeq names its product microtubule interacting and trafficking domain containing 1 (gene MITD1). Lineage: Eukaryota; Metazoa; Chordata; Mammalia; Diprotodontia; Vombatidae. The coding region runs from base 16 to 570 and encodes 184 amino acids. Gene Ontology annotation, cellular component: midbody. Gene Ontology annotation, biological process: midbody abscission. The transcript has 6 exons. The record is from RefSeq and is a predicted model, not a curated record.